AUGACGGAAGAGCACUCAGCCAAGAGCGAACACCAAAUUGUUCGCAUAGGUGGAAGAAAAUCGAAGUUAGCUGUCAUUCAGUCCCAUGAGGUCAAGGACCUUAUUGAGCGGGAGUUUUCUCAGUACAGCUGCACCGUGCGCGCGCUGAAAACGCUCGGUGACCAGGUACAGUCGAAGCCGCUGUACUCAUUCGGCGGUAAAGCUGUUUGGACCAAAGAGCUCGAAGAUCUUCUAUACGAGAAAGAUAAGGAGAAGAGGAUAGACCUCAUUGUUCAUUCUCUGAAAGACAUGCCAACCCUUCUUCCCGACGGUUUUCUUGUCGGUGCAAUUAUCAAACGUGUGGACCCCACCGAUUGUAUUAUAAUGGCCAAAGAGAGCCCCUACAAAACUCUCGACGACUUACCAGACGGAAGCGUGGUGGGCACGUCUUCAAUCAGGAGAUCCGCGCAGCUUAAGCGUAAAUAUCCCAAGUUGGUGUUUGAAAGUGUCAGAGGUAACAUUGAGACUCGGUUAAGUAAGCUGGAUGACCCGAUUACGCCUUUCUCUUGUAUUGUUCUGGCUACUGCAGGUCUGCUGAGGGUGAAGCUGGCCCACAGGAUAACACAAAGGCUGGAUUCUUCUGUAAUGUAUCACGCAGUGGGGCAGGGUGCCUUGGGAAUUGAGAUACGGUCGGAUGACCCUUGGAUUGCUGGAAUCUUGCAAAAGAUCAAUGAUAAGGAAACUGCCAUCUGCUGUUUCGCCGAGAGAUCUCUAAUGAGAACCCUAGAGGGUGGCUGCUCGGUGCCAAUCGGCGUUGAGAGCAACUACGAUGAUACCACAAAACAGUUGUGUCUCAAAGCCGUUGUUGUGAGCGUUGAUGGCACUGAGGCCGUCGAGGACGAGUACACAAUGACCAUCGAAGAUAUGCGGCAGGACGCAAUCAUCUGCGGCCAGCAACUCGCUCACAAGAUGAUCAAAAACGGGGCCAAAGACAUCCUCGACAGGAUUAACCUGGACAAAAUCGACCAAUGA
Messenger RNA from Lachancea thermotolerans CBS 6340, 1011 nucleotides. It is a transcript of the gene HEM3, whose product is annotated as hydroxymethylbilane synthase. Bases 1 to 1011 code for a protein of 336 amino acids. The record is from RefSeq and is a predicted model, not a curated record. Gene Ontology annotation, biological process: heme biosynthetic process. Gene Ontology annotation, molecular function: hydroxymethylbilane synthase activity. NCBI's taxonomy places the organism in Eukaryota, Fungi, Ascomycota, Saccharomycetes, Saccharomycetales, Saccharomycetaceae. Gene Ontology annotation, cellular component: cytoplasm. The transcript has a single exon.